This is a messenger RNA of Bursaphelenchus okinawaensis, 2055 nucleotides long. NCBI's taxonomy places the organism in Eukaryota, Metazoa, Nematoda, Chromadorea, Rhabditida, Aphelenchoididae. The record is from the annotation of a GenBank genome assembly.
AUGAGCACUCAGACGGAGGUGAGGCAACGACAGCCAAAACCCGAAAACGUAGCGACGACGUCUAAUGGAAGUGUAGCUCAAAGCUCCGAAACUUCAUCCGACAAUGACUGGGAAAUUGUCGGAAAAGCUAAGGAAAAUCAUAAUGUAAGCCUACGGUUCUAUUUUUAAAACUUUUGCAUGCUAAAUACGCAAUCCGUAUUUUACAUCUUACGAUUAGACCUAUAAAAGCCCAAUCUUUCGUUGCAGGACCUAAUAAACCCCGGGACCUUCAAAUUUACUUAAUAUAGGUCUCUCUUAGCUUAUUACUGUAAAACCCAAAAAAAUAGUAUACCGUUCAUAAUGAACGCCAUGUUUAACUCUAACUGAUUUACAGACCGACAUGACAGCCUAUAUCCGACCCGUCCUCAAGCAAUUCAUUCCAUCAACGUAUAUCCGCAAAAAAGUCCCGUCCCGCUUCUAUCGCGGUCUCUGUACAACAAUGGCCAUAUUCUGGUUCGUCAUUGGUGUUCUCGUGUUAAGGAAAACCGAACGUGCCACAACCGCAGUACGAUACAUUAAAGAGCAUGGCCAUACGGUUGGCUUGGACACAAUUGAAAGAUCUUCAGAAUUUGCGGAACUUAUCAAUACUCUUGACAAGGAAUUCACACGGCCGCCUGCCAUCUUCCUUUUGAAUCAAUAUGCUUUGAAUAUGACAUUCAAUUUCUUGUGUAAUACACAAGAGUUUGAAGGUGCUCAUGAGAGGUUUAUCUUUGUUACACUUGAUCAUGUUGCUAGAGAUACAUUGAAAGAGUACUGGCCAAACAUUAGGCAGUUUUAUUGGCCUACUCCUAGUUUAUAUGUAAGUUUGUUUGAUGAAGCCAAAGUACUAAACUAUAUGUGCUUUAAUAAUUCACUACGAUGUUGAAAGAGUGUUCUGUACAUAACGUAAAAUUCGCCUUUAAUGUCUAAUUAAACACGAAAUUUAUGUUGCCAUUUCCUCUCAUAAACUAUCAUUGGUUGAAUAAUUUUUCCCUUUUUAGAAGCCAUUCUCCUUUGCCGAAGGCCCGUACCAAACAAUUUAUCUUCUCCGUGCCAACAUCGGCAUCGCCAUGCUGAAACGAGGAAAAUCGUUUUGGAUGAUGCAACAAGACACAUUCUGGAGAAGAAACUUGUUUGAGCUAAACUUGGAAGAUGACCAUUCAUUCGAUGGACUUUUUGACCAAAUUGGCAAAGACGAAACUAGCCAGCGGGCUGAGUGGGUCAAUGGUAGGAUUAAUAUUUGUGUCUUUAGGUCUUAUUAGUAUUCGUCAAAGUUUAUGUUAACUACAUUAACUAAAAACCUCAACUUUUUCUUUAGCUUUCUGAACCUAGUUAUAGCCCUAGCACUAGAUCUACAAUUGAAAAAAAUUCUUUAGGAGCCAACUUCUUUAUCCAUGCCAACAACUACACGUUAGAGUUCUUCGAGUCAAUGGCUGGAAAGCUGGCUCAUUGGUAUGCGCCUGACAUGGGAAUUAUGAUUCAUCAAUGUCACACAUGGGGUAGACCCAAGUGCCAAUAUAUCUCACACAAGUAAGCCUAAAACUAUCACUUUUUGUUGCCUAUAUUCCAAAAAAGAUUUUUUUAAUAACUAAACGCAAUAAUUCAGUACAUGACUUCGUUGUUGACGACAUAAUUCAUAGUCUAAAAACGUUUUUAUAAACAUUUUUUAUUUACAGAAUCGGCCACAGCUGGGAGUGGAUGUACACAGACCAGAAAGACCCACCAUACAUUCUUCAAUUAGACUGUGAGACUGACGGUGGAUCAAAGCUUCAACAAUUAGCUCGUUUUGGGUUCUACUUUACAAAACCAGACGGUCGUACGUGCAAUCCAGAAGCUGUACGUAAAGCUAAAGAACGCAUGGACAAAGGCCAAGUUAAAGUUGAUGAUGAAAAAAGUUGGUUAACGUUAAGUUGGGGACGAUUUCAAUUUCGACUAUAUUGGUGGCUGGUAGAUCACAUGCUAAUGACACCUAUUAUUGGACCUAUGCUCAAGCCAUACUUGCCUUUGGUGGGGUAUAUUCUUAUGAUUACUAUGUAG